AUGGGUGCCGUCGUCUCUUGCAUUCAAAACCUCUUCCGCACCAUCGGCAACUGCCUGAUGGCCAUCGUCAACGGCAUCGCCAGCAUCUUGACGGCCAUCAUCCACGGCAUCGCAUCCUUCUUCAACAUCCUCAUCUCCUUCCUGACGUGCGGCUACUGCGGUCGCAAGCGCGGGGCCGGGAGGACGCGCGGUCACCACUCGACGAGUCGCGUCUAG
Molecule: messenger RNA, 216 nt
Organism: Truncatella angustata
Lineage: Eukaryota; Fungi; Ascomycota; Sordariomycetes; Amphisphaeriales; Sporocadaceae
Exons: 2
Coding region: 1-216 (71 amino acids)
Source: RefSeq, a predicted model, not a curated record